Molecule: messenger RNA, 3950 nt
Organism: Acanthaster planci (crown-of-thorns starfish)
Lineage: Eukaryota; Metazoa; Echinodermata; Asteroidea; Valvatida; Acanthasteridae
Molecular function (GO): protein binding
Source: RefSeq, a predicted model, not a curated record
GUUGGUGCUGUGCAUGAAUGACAGCAUGCAGGGGCCAAUCACACGAUAGGCCAAGCUCACCAGUCACCGCACAGGAAAUGACUCUCCACUUUAAAGGCAUGAGCUACUGUGUUUCUCCUCAAAACAACCACCACUCGUCCUCCACAUUUAGAAGAUGGAGAGAGCAGGCCCGAUUGAAUGAGAACAGACUGCCAACAACAUUAACUGCCCAGACAUCACUCCAGGUAUUGCUUCAAAGAUUAACAUAGACAUGAUGAUGCAAUACUGUUUUACGAUCACCCUUUCACUUGCCAUCCUCUUGGGUGACCUUAUCAAGCCCAUAUCUGCCAUCAUUGGGCAAGCUCCCACAGACAGCGAUCGUUCUGGGUCCCAGGUGUGUACAGUGUGCUGCCAAGGACCUGCUGCAACACCCGGAAUUCCAGGUCUACCAGGAAAUCCGGGUCAUUUUGGACCUCCAGGGGCAAAGGGUGAUGCCGGGGUCAAGGGGGAAAAGGGAGAGACUUGUCCAAUCAGCAGUGUGGGUGAACAGGGAGCUCCUGGGAACCCUGGACCUAAAGGGGACGACGGAAUGGGCCUACCUGGUAAGAUAGGCCCGAGAGGUCCACCUGGUGAAGUUGGCCGUACUGGGGAAGAGGGGGUCAAAGGUCAAAAGGGCGAACCCGGAGAGGCACCAGAUGACUCUCUUCACCAGGUGGCAUUCACCGUGACGCUAACGAGCGACUUGGAUAUCUCUACGAGUCACGACACCCGUUUGCCCUUCCAUCACACAGAGACGCUUUUGCCGGGUACAAACUUCGAUCUGGCGACUGGUACAUUCAGGUGUAAUGUGCCAGGCACCUACGUGUUCACGUUUUCAGUGCUCAGUCAUUCCUCCAGCCCCACCCUCUGGGUUCAUCUUAGGAAAAACAGCAAGAUUGUCGUUAGUGGCCACAGCAAUGAUUCAAAUCACUAUGAGCAGGUGUCAGGGAGUGCCGUGCUGGUUCUGCAGCGAAGCGAUUUGAUAUAUUUGACCAUGCGUGGUAAGGUGCUUAGUUCAACUAAUCACUACUCCUCAUUUAGCGGUUUUCUCCUCUAUCCUGAAUAACAUAGAAAAAAACAUAGAGUCGUUGAGGGUCAAUGUAUAGUGCUAAAACCUGUUCAAUGUCUUUGAUUUCCGAAUAAGCUUGCUGUACCAAAAACCAUAUCUCGGUUAACUAAGUUUAAUUCAAUUAUUUUAUUGGGUCACCAGCUGCUACACGUUUAGAACCUGGUGUCAUAAACGUCGGUCGUUGCAGCCAUCUUCCUUCACGGCGUGUCCGUUCCUCGCCAAAUCGAAUUCGUUUUUAUAUUCAAGUAUUCCCCCAAAUAUCAUUUUUGGCUUUUGUCCACAAAUAAAUCUUUUUCACAUUCUACUGGUCCCCAUCACCUAUUUGUGUUUAAAAUAUUUUGAAUUAUGACCCCCUAAAUGUCACAGUCUUACAAAGCCACCUUUUGUUUUAUUGGAAUAACAUAAACAUGCUGGCAACCCACAGCAGAUGUACACGUGUGUAUAGCAAUGGGGCUUAAUGAUUAGUUCCCAAUGUUUGUGAACAAGUUGGCCUCGUCAUUUAUUAAUUAACAAAAACAGAUAAUACAAAUACCUAUAUACUACAUUUAGCUUAUUAAUUGUAGCAAUAUAGAAAAUAAAUGUUUCUGGCUUACGCAGUCAAGAUUAAGUAUUUUUUACUGUGACAUUAAAUGCAUUUGUUGAGGACGAAUGUAAGACAUAUUGAGAGAGUUGUCCAAAUUUUGGAACUUUGUUAUUAUUUUAUAUGAUUAAAACAUUGUAACAAUGAUUAGCAAUUCAUUUGAUAUAAAGCAAGGAGCCUUCAGCACGUCUUAGGUUUUUUUUAUAAUUCCCCUGUUAGUGUGCUUCUUUGAGGGGUAGAUUUUGGCUUGGGAGGUAGAGGUAGUUGUAGCCCUGGGCUAUGAACUUGCGAAUAUAAGUUUGCGAACAUAAGAGAUGCAAGAGUCUCAGCCGUCAAAAUUGUCAAGAAACGUUUCCUUUAGGACAACAAAAAAUUAAAACAGGGUGUCUGUUACUAUUUAUUUGUUCUGUAUUCAUGUUCACUCCUCAAUGUAGAUUUUACGGAAGCGUCACAAAUGAAGUUGGCCAGGCAACUCGAAGCAGAAUUUUUGGGGGACCAAAUUGUUCAGUCACUAUGACUGUGCGCUUACUGAGGUAGAUAGGAAACCCAUUACGAAGCUCCUUUGAGUUUCCCAACAAAACUGGAUGGCGAUGUUGUCUGCCAAUCGUUUUAAGUUGCUUAGUCCUUGGCCCCAAAACCUCACACCACUACUCAUCAAGUCAGCAUUUGUCCUGGGAAACAUAAUGUGAUGAGGAUGUUAUAUACUUCACCGUGCGUACAAGGGAGGUGGUCCAAACUUAAGUAUGUAAACGCAAACGAGUGACGUGUAAUCUUUAAUAUUGCUGGAAGGCUUCACUCUCAGUCAAUCAUCGAUAACUGAUGAUUAGCAGUGGUCGUUCUGAGGAGCGACACGGCCAUCCAUGCCUAAAAACUGAUCAACCAUUUCCUGAGCAGUGACUGCUGAACUUGGCCCUGUUUGUGAUUGGCUCUUGUGCACUGUCACUCACACACACCACUGACUCUUCUGAUAUUGGGUUAGUUAUGUUAAUGACAUGUUGAAACACUUUGGCUAUGAGAACAAUGGAACAACGGAUGAAGGUCUUACUAGCCCGGCAGUGAAAUGCUACUAUUUCUUGAACCGUGUUUCGAGGGAUAUACCUUGAGCAGAGGCUAAAACGUCAGCUUCUGGCGGCCAUUUUGCUAAUUGAUUCAUUUAAACAAAAUACGGCUAACUGCAAUCACUGUAAAUCUAAUCCUAUCUCUGUUCAUGCUGGACUAGUUUCAUCAACUUUAUUGUCGGUACUUUCCCUCGGCUGGGAAAAAUUAUACCCAAGCCAGCCUCUGGCCAGAUCCCUUAGGAUUGUACAAAAAUAUCUAAGUUACGUGGUGUUAAAGGAAUAUUUAUACAGACUAUUCAUGGGCAAGCCAGGGCCCGUCUCGUAUCAAUGCUUGGUCUUUCAGAUCUUUCUGCAUGUAGACAGCUGUCUAGUUUGUUUCAUUGUGGCGGUGGAGGUGUUGAUUGGUUGUUGACUGUAACUUGACCGUUGAGGGAUCCUUCAUUUACUGGAAAAAGGGUGAUCUGGCUUUACUCUGACCUUUUUUUCUGGGUUGGUUUCUUUGCAAGGGCUGAAGGUCACCUACUGAUCAAUUUAAAUGCCAUUAUGCUAACAAAAAAUCAACAGGGGGUGGAUUCUGCCCCCCUAUUUUCCACAAGCUUUGCAUCCUACGGGAUCCCUCAACAUCUGUAUUAUUUAUAUAUUUCCUUCUGCUAAACACUACAUAUCCAAUAUUUUGUGGUAUGCAGAAAUAAAGUGAGAUUUGGACUUGAAAAACUGAGAUUCUGUUUGUGGGAAAGAUUUAGGGAUUUGUUGUUUUACAGUUAGGCAAGCCUUCUUCCAACAAUGUUGCCUCAAUACAACGCAGCUGCACCGCUAGGUAACACACACACUGGUACACAAACACUCUUGAUCGUCGCCAUAGAAUUGAUAAUCAGCACACAAUAUCACAUUAUUACACUAUGCUUACUUUGAAUCCAUUGCCCUGUUCGACCUUUUGUAACCAGUCUUUGUUAUUCUUCUACAUGCUGGGAUUAUUCAUUCCAAAAAAUAAUUUGGCCCACGAGUCUAUUACGUUUGUGGAGAAUAAAAAAAAAGUCAUUCCCACUUGCAAAAAUUGCCCUUGCUAAUUAAGGAAAAUUAAGGCACUUAUUGCUGAGGCAAUCGAUGUGGUUAUGCGUGCAGGUGGUUAGACCUGUACAAAGUAGUUAUUUUCUUCUUUCCGUUCUUGUCAGCAUCAUUUGGUAAAGCCUAAAAAGAGAUAAUCGCUAAAUUGAGGAAAACGUUU